Penicillium angulare is the source of this 1296-nucleotide messenger RNA. RefSeq lists its product as uncharacterized. The record is from RefSeq and is a predicted model, not a curated record. The coding region runs from base 1 to 1296 and encodes 431 amino acids. Gene Ontology annotation, biological process: biosynthetic process. Lineage: Eukaryota; Fungi; Ascomycota; Eurotiomycetes; Eurotiales; Aspergillaceae. The transcript is spliced from 3 exons. Gene Ontology annotation, molecular function: catalytic activity; pyridoxal phosphate binding.
AUGGUGAAAAUCGAGGAGUUCGCAGUUGAGCAGACCCCCCCCUUUACUGAAAGCAUUAAUGCUGACAAUUCCAAGUGGAUGGACAAAUAUGAACUUACAGCAAAAUACAAUACCGCCGAGACCUGCUGCGCAUCCCUUUCGAUUGACGACCUCCGCGAACUUUCCGAGGACAAGGAUACAAAUCCAUUGACUCAGCUACAAUCCACUAAGCUUACUUAUGGAGCGAUAAGAGGCUCUGACAAGCUCCGACAGACACUUGCCAAUCUAUACUCGGUCAAAACACCUACUGCCCUUCCGAAAGACAAUAUUCUGGUCACAAAUGGUGCUAUUCAAGCCAAUUUCCUUACCCUGUACAGCCUAGUUGGACCAGGAGACCAUGUUAUCUGCCAUUACCCGACAUAUCAACAGCUUUAUUCAGUACCUGCAUCCCUAGGCGCUGAAGUAAGCUUGUGGAAAUCCAAGGAAGAGGAUGGGUGGAAGCUCGAUAUCGAAGAAUUGAAAGCACUCAUCCAGCCCAACACCAAGCUGAUCAUUAUAAAUAAUCCUCAGAAUCCCACCGGGGCCGUUAUACCACGCGACACCCUUGAAGACCUGGUCGACAUUGCCCGCGAGUCCUCUAUCACCAUUCUUUCCGACGAGGUGUACCGGCCUCUUUUCCAUAAUUUCAACUUUAUGGACUCACAGUUUCCACCUUCCCUCCUAUCUCUUGGUUACGAAAACACCAUCGUCACGGGCUCGACAUCGAAAGCAUACAGCUUAGCUGGGAUACGUGUGGGUUGGAUAGCAUCGCGCAACCGAUCCAUCAUUGAAACAUGCGCCAGCUCUCGAGAUUAUACUAUCAUCUCUGUUGGGCAAAUCGAUGACGCAAUCGCUAGCUUUGCCCUAGCACCAGAGUGCAUCCACAAUCUGCUUCAACGCAAUAUAGAACUCGGUCGGACAAAUCUUGAAAUUCUAGAAAAAUUCAUCGAGUCUCACCGAUGGGCUUGUGAGUGGGUUAAACCACGAGCUGGGACUACUGCAUUCGUUCGAUUCGCCAAAAUGGGAAAGCCAGUCGAUGAUGUUGCUUUUUGCGAAAAGUUACUGGAGGAGACUGGGGUGAUGUUUGUACCGGGAAGUCUAUGCUUCGGAGGUCGGGAGGACUUCCAUGGGUAUGUUCGGAUUGGAUAUGUCUGUGAAACGGAAGUGCUUGAGAAGGGUCUUGAGGCCCUGCGUGAGUUUAUGGAAGAAGACUAUGAUGAUAUUCCUGUGAUCAAGAAAAAGAAGAAGGAAAAGAAGGAGGCUGUGUCUCAGCAAUGA